AUGGCACAAUAUUUCCAGUCUGAAUUCUACCAACAAUCACCAUCAACGUUAGAUGUGACACCGGAAGACGACGAGAUGAGCGUGUUGGACGACAAGAUCUUGGACCCAAGUUCCGAAGACCUUUCCAACAACCGCCGCGCCUCCUACGAUGCCCCACCUGCCUACUCACAUCGCGAUUCUGUCUGGUCCAAUUACUCAAAUACCAGCGCCGGCCAGUCGCAGCCAAAUUCGCAUUCGCAGCUUAGCCACGCUAUGCUGAACUCCACGGGUGCCUCAUUCAUGCCCGUCGAUGGCCCCCAAUUACCUUCCUACCCGCAGGCAACGUGGUCCAUGCCGCGCACGGAUUCAGGUUCAUGUACCCCGACCGUGAGCUAUGAUCCCUAUGCUGGCAAUGGAGAUCAAAAUGGUAUCACCCCUUUCUCUGGUGGUGCGGUUGGACCCGUCGGCGCUAUGCCUGCGAACUCUAUGUCGUACCGUGGAGGUAUGGCAUUUGCGACUCCCGGUAGUGUCGCCAUGUCGCCGCAAUCAAGCCAGGGUUGGAUGCCGGCGCCCAUGGACAUGGCUGAGGCAGAGAUGAACUCGAGAAAGAGUCCGAACUACAGGAUUGCUUUGCCACCACAUCGGGGAGAUGCGAUUCGGAAGAGAAAUUCCCGCAUCGCAAUUUCACCCGAACUGAAUUUGAGCAAUAUCGACGAAGCCAUCAGGAAUUGCACAGAUGAGGCGGAGAAAAGGAAACUGAAGUCCGAUAAGCGGCUACUGCGGAAUCGGGACGCAGCGCUGCAUUCUCGCCAACGCAAGAAAAAGGAGGCCGAGGCUAAUAUCGAGAAGAUUGAGCAACUGGAAGCAAAGAUCAAGGACAUGGAAGCAAUUAUCAAGCAAAUGGAAGUAAUGAUCAAGCAACCAGAAGCGAUAAUCGAGCAACUGAGAGCCAUGAUCGGGCAACUGAAAGAGGAGUUGCAGAACGUCCAAAGAGCAAGGGAAAAUCUGGAGUACGAGAUUCACCAGUUGACUCUCUACAAUGAGCAGCUCACAGAGCACAUCCAACGCCAGAACAUUGAGAAAGAUGAACUUAUCAUCACGCACACGCGACAGACAGCCAAUCUGGUGAAGAGGAACAGAAUCUUGGAAGAGAGAAUUCAACAGCUUGAGCAUGGCGCCAAGCCUGCUCAAGAAAGCCAGCCCGGCGACUUCACCAGCUUCGAGAACCCUACCAUGGAAAGCUCAUGGGACGGAUUCUCAAUGGCUACUGGAACUCCCUUGCAACCGGAAGGUGUCCAAACUCCGCACCUUCAGGUUAGCCAACAGGUCAAGGCUCCGGAGAAAUCCAACAACGGGUCAGACCUGCCGAGCCACUGGAACGCCAUCUGCAUGUUCCUGCUUCUUGGUGCCUUCUGCGCCUCAAACAGUACCUCGAUACUGGGCCGCUCCAUGCCUCAACUCCCUGAAGAGUACCGGGCCGAGUCAGCCAAUGUGCUGAAAGCAGUGCUAGCCUCGCCAUCCGGCAACGACCUGGCCAAUCACGGCACAACAACUGGACCCUCGCCGGCAACAAUCAGCGGCAUGGAGAUGGCGCAGAUGAGCUCUGCGCAAUCCAUGCCCUCAAACCUAGACCAGUUGCACAACACGCUUGUGAUGCCCACAGAGGAGCAGGAGCGCGACCAGGCUUUCUCAAUGAACGCGGAUCAGUACAACACCCUGACAACCUUCGAGGAUCCCAGUGGAGACUACAAGCCACAGAAGCCAUCUAGUCUGCAGCAGGCGUUUGCUGCGAUGCGCGAUGUCACUGCGCAGCGAACUCGCAUGCACUCCGCUUUGUCUUCGGGUGUGCAUUCCAGAUCACUUAUGUGGGACUUCGUGCCUGAGAAGGUUGUCCAAGACUUCCACCGUAUGGUGAAUGGCCAUAAUUACGAUACGUCCGUCAAGGUAGAAGGUAUCUUCUAUCCUUGA
Messenger RNA from Penicillium griseofulvum, 1947 nucleotides. RefSeq names its product putative bZIP transcription factor. Bases 1 to 1947 code for a protein of 648 amino acids. The record is from RefSeq and is a predicted model, not a curated record. Gene Ontology annotation, biological process: regulation of DNA-templated transcription. The transcript has 2 exons. NCBI's taxonomy places the organism in Eukaryota, Fungi, Ascomycota, Eurotiomycetes, Eurotiales, Aspergillaceae. Gene Ontology annotation, molecular function: DNA-binding transcription factor activity.